Molecule: messenger RNA, 2747 nt
Organism: Hippocampus comes (tiger tail seahorse)
Lineage: Eukaryota; Metazoa; Chordata; Actinopteri; Syngnathiformes; Syngnathidae
Gene: emc3
Product: ER membrane protein complex subunit 3
Exons: 9
Coding region: 229-1014 (261 amino acids)
Biological process (GO): protein folding in endoplasmic reticulum
Cellular component (GO): EMC complex; membrane
Source: RefSeq, a predicted model, not a curated record
CCUCGAUACUGCCAUCUACAGAUCGGGAGGAUACACUGCAAUUUUGAAUCCUUAGCUCCUCACACAACGCAAUGGCGUUAAGCGUCUGUCAAAGCUUUGGUAUAUUUUGAACUAUUAAUUCGACUGCUUAACAGGUUGUGGAUUCCACACUGGUGAAACGUCACUCGUGGUGUGCGCCGCGUCAAGAAAGCAACCGUGUUCGCUCACCACAAAGGAAGAAAAGGCUGAAUGGCUGAGCCAGAGCUGUUGCUGGACUCCAACAUCCGACUGUGGGUGGUGUUGCCCAUUGUCUUCAUCACCUUUCUCGUCGGCAUCAUCCGUCACUAUGUCUCCAUUCUUCUUCAAAGUGACAAGAAGUUGACUUUAGAGCAGGUGUCAGACAGCCAGGUCCUCAUUCGGAGCAGAAUCCUCAGAGAAAAUGGAAAAUACAUUCCUAAACAAUCCUUCUUAAUGAGAAAGUUCUACUUCAAUAAUCAAGAAGAUGGAUUCUUCAAGAAAACAAAAAGAAAGGUUGUUCCGCCCUCGCCAAUGACUGAUCCUAGUAUGCUGACAGACAUGAUGAAAGGAAACGUUACCAACGUACUUCCCAUGAUCCUGAUCGGAGGCUGGAUCAACUGGACGUUUUCAGGAUUUGUAACCACUAAGGUACCUUUCCCGCUCACGCUGCGCUUCAAGCCCAUGCUACAACAAGGAAUAGAGCUACUGUCCCUGGAUGCUUCCUGGGUGAGCUCAGCAUCGUGGUAUUUCCUGAAUGUCUUUGGACUGCGAAGCAUGUACUCGUUAAUCCUUGGCCAGGAUAAUGGUGCAGACCAGUCAAGGAUAAUGCAGGAGCAGAUGAGUGGGGCUGCCAUGGCCAUGCCUGCCGACACAAAUAAAGCUUUCAAGGCGGAGUGGGAGGCCCUAGAACUGACUGACCAUCAGUGGGCACUGGAAAGUGUGGAGGAAGAUCUCAUGAGUAUGGAACUGGACUUUGACGGCAUGUUUAGCAAGGAGCUGCCCACUGGUAUAUUCUGAGGCCUUGCUCGCUUCUCUUGCUAAGGGGGCUUAAAAUGCAGGGAUUUUUUUGUUUCUCAAAAACACAAGAGAUUGGACAAAUCCCUCCCUUUUAUGCAAUGUUUACAUUCCUUUUGUUUCAGGUCCAUUUUCUUCAAGUUGUACUAAAUUGUCAUGCCUGACUGAGAAUGUCUGGGAGAAAACAAGUCAUGUUUUUGCAUUAUAGUUAGCUUGUAAGUUACACUACUAACAAAAAGUUCGUCAUAUCCUGCUCCCGGGUGAAAUUUCAGGCUGUUCACAAUUUGACAUCAUGUGACCAAGACGACACCUCACCAUUGAUGAAUAGUACAUCACGAACAGGAUGUUGUCAAAAAAAAGUGACCACGAAAGAAAAAAAUGACACAUAGCUAACGGCAUCCUUGGAAAUGUAUUGUUCCAUUCAUGGAUCAAACAGCAUUUGUGAAUUUUGCCCUUCAGCCACUUUUUAGAGCACAGCAAGCUGUGCAAAAACUACUGAAACAUUGAACAUGUGCAUUAAAAAGUUGAGAGAAGGCCAAAUUAAGUUCACCUGUACAAGGUUACAGUGCAUUUUAGGCAUCUCCGGAAAUUUCACCCAAGAACCACACAUUACUAUCUUUUUGUGAGUAGUGUAUGUCAUAGUAAAGCGGCUAAAGCCCGAUUAGGUAAAAUAAUGUGAACAACUUUCAUUGUAUUUCAUGUGUAGCUAAAGUUACUAUUUUCAUCUGCACUAUUGCGUGCAAAAUACAACUUAAGUGUCUGAAUGGUGUUUAAUUUCACAAUUGCACCACUCCUUAUUUCAACUGUAAGGGCCCUAUUUUCGUACCCAGCGCAAGUCUAGUGCAAAGUGCAGUCUAACUUGUGCACAUGGGUGGAGUUUUGUUUCUUUUGGUGUUUUGGUAGACGGGCGCAGCCAGGAAGGGGUGUUGGCGCUGUUGUGGGAGGGAACACACCCAACUUGUUUUCCAUCCAAUGGAAGCGGCUCCCCCCAUUCCUUUUAAAUUUAGUUGUUGUAACAUAGGCUGCUGUGGAGUGGGCACUUGGAGACCGCGUUUUAACCCAGAUUAUGCGUCCGUGUGUGACAACCCCACCCUUAGUCGCACCGCAUUUGGGGAGGGCGUCAGGGGCUUUUAAAACUAUAUUUAAGAUGAUGAUAUAAUAGAUGAUGAUUUCUGCAAGGAUUCAGAGGGAUUGAUGCACACUGAUGUCAUAUUUAUAAAUGAAAUCCGAUGACAUCAACCACACCCGUUCAUGGAGCUCAGAAUCUGUCUGCCUGCGCCUCCAUCAAAUACACUACAAUUGUUUUACACCACCUGUGCCACACUUUAGACCUGCUCCGAGCUUGUCUAAAAUUCAAGUCUACUUUCUCUCACCAAAUUGUCAUCUGACUGCAGAAACGCCCUCUGACCGUUGGAACGCCCAGCUAUGCACAACAUGGUCUACCAAAUUCCUAAACACGGUAAACUUGACUUGCCCCAGCACGAAAAUGAAGACGUGCCAGUCUACAAAAAUAGGGCCCUAAAUCUUAAGAACUUACUACUUUUUCGCACAAGAAUCGGUCAGUGUGACAGAGGUUUUUGUUGUUUUGGUGUAAAAGGUUUAUUUUGUUUCAACCCUCCUGUAUUUGUUUUGUACAGUAAAACCCAUUUUGACUAAAUAACUGGUUUUAUUUCUUACAAUUAGAGGUGUUUUGUAAUGAGAUGUUACUUAACUAAUGUUUUGAAUAAAUUAUAGUG